GAUCGCUAGUCUCGUGUUUCCCCUCGUCUCGAAUAACGUUCGUUCGUCGUUCAGUGUCAUAUACUUGUCCUCGUGUUGUUUAAAAUACUUUUACUUCGUGACAUGUUUUAAAUUCCCUCAAACGAGUGCUUCAAUAUAAAGUUCACAACAAAAAAUGUGUUAUACCAAAGUUUUUUGAACAAGUAACGUCAAACUAAACGACAAUAUGGGUUCGAAAAUUGAAUACGUUGAUUCGUCACACUUAUACGCUACAAACUACGUCCGUAAUUCGAAAGCUAUAGGUGUGCUUUGGGCUAUAUUCACAAUUUGCUAUGCAAUUAUAAGCGUUGUUGCUUUUGUGACACCAGAAUGGAUUGGCGAUUUAGAAACAGAGUAUCCGAGGAAAUUUGGUCUGUGGCAGAUUUGCAGAGCCGACGAGGCCGUAGAAGAUUGCAAAGGGAGAUUGGAUGAUUUCUUCUCGAUAAAUGGAUUGGUGUUCAAGAUUGCGACUGUGUUGGUUGGGUUAGCGGUCGCCUUGGCACUGUUUACUAUAUGCGCGAUGUUAUUAUUCUUCUUCUGCCAAUCGACAACCGUCUUCCACAUCUGCGGAUGGCUACAACUGUUAUCUGCUGCUUGUCUGGUGAGCGGUGUGGCUGUGUAUCCAGCAGGCUGGUCUGAACUGGCCGUGCAGGAGACGUGCGGACCAACAGCUGAUCAAUACAACAUUGGCCGGUGUCAUGUGCGCUGGGCGUAUCUACUGGCGGUGAUAGGUGCGCUGGAUGGCAUCGUGCUGGCUGCACUCGCCUUCAUCCUAGCCACUAGACACCUGAAGUUACAACCUGACACUGCCUACCCACCUCCCUCGCUGUACAAAGGUGAAGUGAACAACGCAUACGUGACAGACGCCCAGUCGGUAGCGGGGUCGCGCAAGUCGCUGGCGCUACAGCCAGUGCUGCUGGUGCGGCCACCACCAGACCUCGACUCCUACAGCCACUACUCGCACCCUUCACACCACUCGCAUCACUCCAGCCGGACUCCGAGACCCAAGCACGGACUAUACGCCAACGCAAUGCACAACUACCAACUUUAAUUUUUAAAUCUUGCUCAUAGAUGGCGCUUGAAAGUUACCACAAUUAUCAACUUGUGGAGUUAAUGCUGCUCGUUCAUAGAUGGCGCUUCAAAAUUAACCAAAAUUAUGUGCAGGAUAUUUGCAAUCUUUAUUUUGGCGGUAGAUGGCGUUCUACGAUAUUUCAAAUGCAAAUCAGAAUCUCAUUUAUAAAUUGUAAAACUUUGAAAUAUUUCCUUACUGUUUGUAAGUUUAAACUUUUGUAUAUUAUUUUUUAUUCAUUAUCUCAAAUUACAUAGUUGUACAUGAUUAUUCUAAUAUAAUGUAAACUAUAAUUAUACAAAUGUAACCGAAAUGUAAAUAGAUGUAAUGUUACGAUACUUUUAGUGUAAGUACAUCGUAAUACAUUCGACGUACGAAAUGUACUUCAUAACAUAAUGUUACAACGAAUUUACUUGUGCCUGCAAAACGAUGCAACUGUAUUUUUGUUAUAAUUUUAUAAAUAAAUUAGAAUUUAUA
Molecule: messenger RNA, 1564 nt
Organism: Papilio xuthus (Asian swallowtail)
Lineage: Eukaryota; Metazoa; Arthropoda; Insecta; Lepidoptera; Papilionidae
Source: RefSeq, a predicted model, not a curated record